Messenger RNA from Botrytis deweyae, 1794 nucleotides. RefSeq lists its product as uncharacterized. The transcript is spliced from 2 exons. Gene Ontology annotation, cellular component: nuclear origin of replication recognition complex; nucleus. Gene Ontology annotation, molecular function: DNA replication origin binding. Lineage: Eukaryota; Fungi; Ascomycota; Leotiomycetes; Helotiales; Sclerotiniaceae. Gene Ontology annotation, biological process: DNA replication. The record is from RefSeq and is a predicted model, not a curated record. Bases 1 to 1794 code for a protein of 597 amino acids.
AUGAAAAGAAAACAACAAGACAAGAAGGAAAGAACAAGAGGCAACAACGACCUUCAUGUUAAACGAACUCGAUCAAGUAAUCGAAUAUCGGCAGAAGUACAUCACCAAUCCGAGGACGUUAUUUCUCCAAACAACAAUAUUGCAAGUAAACGAAGUCAAUCUCCUACUGGGGAAAAAGAGAAUAUUAUCGGUUUAGAAGAUUCGGAGGAAGACAGAGAAAUAAAUCUGAACAACAAUAAUGCUACGCUACCAGAAUCGCAGUCGAAGGCUCACGGGUCACCCAGUCGUCCUACCUUAAGCCCGAUUAAAGCUCAGAAUCAAUCGACUCCCAAGUCUUUACGACAUGGCGAGAAAUUAUUCGCAACACCUAUCAAAGUCAAAGGCAUAACUGGAACAGAUGAAACUCCACGCCUUCGACGCAACAUUGAUCGAUCGGCCAGGAGGAAGAGUACUAGAACCCUCAUUGAACGUACAGUACUAGGCCUCAAUAGCGACGAUGAUGACGAGGAAGAGGAUAUUGCGAACCAGAUAUACGAUUCAGACGAAGAUGGGGAAAUUGGAAUGGGCAACGACGAUACAAUUCAAUUAUCUGAAGAUCUACGCGAACCGUCUACUCCCUCUAAGCGUGGACGGGGGCAAUUAAAGGGACCAAAGGCUCGGCAAAGAUCAUUGACACCACCUCAGGAUCUUACACCUCACGAAUUAUACUUCUCUCAAAAUAAGCCCGGGAGAUCCAAAACUGCGAAUUCCAAUCUAUCUUCUUUGGCGUUACUAGACCACGAAGAAUAUUUUAGUCUUGCUCGGAACUAUAAAGACCAGCACGAAGAUGAUAUGAACUUUCUACAGGAUGUACAUGCCAAAUCUUUCAACCAAUGGCAAUUUGAGCUCGGCCAGGACUUCAACAUUUGUGUUUAUGGUUGGGGUUCAAAAAGGUCUCUUCUUCUCAAAUUUGCGGAGCAUAUCUACAACACCAUGACUGAUCAUUCUCGGCAGAGAAUAGUCGUAGUGAAUGGUUAUGUACAAAACCUCACAAUCCGAGAGCUUUUGACUACAAUAGCCUGUUCUAUCUCUGGUCAUGGCACGAAAAUAGGUUCACAACCCGCAGAAAUGCUUGAAAACCUCACGAAUAUACUUGAUGAAGACAAAACUCAACAUGUGACUCUAAUAAUCCAUUCUCUCGAUGGAUCUGCUCUUCGUCGCCCUGCGUCCCAAACGAUACUCUCACGCUUGAGUUCUCACCCACAGGUACAUCUAGUUGUGUCUGUAGACCACCCUUCCUUCCAUUUGCUUUGGGAUAGUUCGCUUCGCUCAGCUUUCAACUUACUCUUUCACGAUUGUACAACUUUUCUACCUUAUACAGUAGAAGUUGACGUUGUAGAUGAAGUGCAUGAACUUUUGGGCAGGAGCGGACGCAAAGUAGGGGGCAAAGGAGGUGUAAGCUUUGUGCUCAAGAGUUUGCCUGAAAAUGCAAAGAAUCUUUUCAGAGUCUUGGUUGGGGAACAACUUGCAACUAUGGAUGAAAACCUCAUAGGCGAGCAUAAUGAUGACGAUGAAGAUGGCGUACAUGGAGUUGCUAGUAGGAAGAGUGAGCCAGGUGUGGAAUACAGGGUGCUAUACCAGAAAGCUGUUGAGGAAUUCAUUUGCAGUAAUGAGAUGAAUUUCAGAACGUUGUUGAAAGAAUUUCAUGAUCACCAAAUGAUAGAGAGUAGAAAAGAUGCUCUGGGGACAGAAGUGCUGUUUGUACCUUUUAGAAAGGAGGAAUUAGAAAACAUUCUUGAGGAUAUUGUAUCGUAA